UCGCCCAUUGAACGGAAGUAGUUUUCGAACGGUUUUGAAUGGACUUGUCUCUGGGGAAAUUUAACGGUCGACUGCCCCAACUUGCCGGUACAUGUCCAGCUGCAGGGUCAGGGUGAUGGUAUCAGCGGGGUGGGGCUAUAAAGAGGACCACCGGGCUGGCCGGUUUCCUGCAUCCAGAUAGCUGAUCACCGCAGCGGCACAGACCAGCGGAUGGGCGGAGGAGAGCUGCGGAGCCCCACAAAGUUACCGGUGUGGAUCAUUGAGCAUAUUUGGGCACACAAGAUGAUGGAUAUACAGGAAGUUGUUGACCUCUCCAGCUGGCCGGAUGUGGAUUCCCAACCCCUGAGCCUGGAAGACUCGUGGAGGCUGCGUGUGUCCUCUGCCCAGACAUAUGCCAUCGUGAAGACCAGGGACAUUACGAGCUUUGAGAGAGUGAUUGACUUUCUAGAAUCCACUUUCAGACUUCUUCCCACACUGGUGCCUGCCAUCAAACACAUGAAGAUCAUGUUUGGCCUCAAAACCAUGGUCAUUAUGUGGAUGCUGAAGGAGGAGAAAGGAAUGGUUGAAACUGUGUCUAAAAUUGGAGAGUUCUUCCCGAACAAACUACCUCAAUACCAAGAUCAGUGUAGCCAACGUGAAAUGUUUCUUAUGAGGAAGAACCAUGUGGACUUUAAGAGUUUGGCACAAAGUCUCGCUAUAGACAAGGCCAGACUUAAAGAUUACAUGAAGAAUCAGGUGGAGCAGCAGUUUGGGGACCGAUACGCCCAGAAGGUAGAAGACAGGCUGCUGGACUACCUGCAGGAGCUGGAAGCUGCCUUACCGGGAGAUACCUACAUUGACAAGAUCCUGCACAAACACAGUCCAGCGACCGAGGAGGAGAAGCUGCUUUUGGAGGUGAUCGCCUCGGACUCCACGACCAUCGCAGCCACUCUGAGGAAACUGCUCCACUGUGAUGCAGCUACUUGCCGUCCAGCCAGGAUUCCUCAGUCACCACAGAGUGGAAAAAAGGCGGCGGAAAUCUCUCCCCUCUUCAACCCGUUUCUGACGGCUCUUCUCAAACCAGGAGAAGGUGAAAGUGCUCCAGAGCCUCGGCCAACAACCAGCCCCCUUUUGUUGGGGAGUGACGACUCAGACUUUGAAGACCAUCAGCAGCCAGAAGAGGCGGUGAGGGGGGAGCGGGAGGAAAGUGGUGACAAACAAGAGGAACAUGCCGGUCAGAGAAGCUACAGACGUGCACAGAAAGCCGCCCCCUGCCCUCAGUUCUGCUCCAAACACCAGCGGUGGGUGAAGAGCAUCCUGUGGGAAUGUCCGGACGACUGCUCUGAGGAGCUGCUGCUUCACACCAACCUGUCCUCCUCCCCCCUCCUGUUCCCGUCCUCCUCAUCCACCUCUUCGUCACAGGACCUCACCCCCUCUGACCUGGUCCCCCUGCCCCCAGGCCAGCCGCCCUCACAGGCCUCCGGCAGCCUCCAGGCGGCGGCCGAGGCGGGUGGAUCCGGAAACCCCGGGGACGACCGGCGCCUGUCGCCCGUGGUCCGACUGGUGGACGUCGCCUCCCGCUGGAAGCUCCACCGGUCGUCCUCGGGCGGCUUUACCCCGCCGGCCGGGAAACGGGCACGCUCCGGUUCCGCUCCGCGCAGCCGCUCCUCAGGAAACGCAGAACCCACCUUCAACCCCUCAGAAACUCCCCCAGACGCGGCUCCUUCCCCUCCGGACGCCGCCCCGCCAGCCGGCCGCCGGCCCCCGUCUCGCCAGGCCUUCUCCAGACUCUCACUGAGGUCCAGAGGAGCUCGCCAAACUGCCAGAAAUGCACAGGCUGCGACGAGGAAAGCCUCAGAUGAGCGGCCUGUGAAGAAGCAGGGAGCCUUUACAACGGGCCGCACGCCUCUGGUCAGUCGUAUCCACGUGUCCGACGCUCCUGAACGCUCCGCCGCUGCCUCCCAGUCAGGCUGUAACGGGCUCCAGCCCUUUGUGAGUCUCAGUAGGAUGAGCAUAGCCAGCUGCCUACGGGCCACCGGCGGCAGGGCCCGGCCCGGGCCGGCGGAGCCCGGCCGGCCGGAGACGGAGGCCAGCUCAGACUCCUCCUUUGACAUGAACACUCUUUUCUCCAGCUACUCGUCCGGCGGCGACAGCGAGGACUCCCUACACGGCGACCCCACCUACAGGCCUAACUUAAAGAAAAGCCUCGUCCUAGAGUACGAAAGCGCAAGGUUACCCCAGUGA
This is a messenger RNA of Menidia menidia (Atlantic silverside), 2223 nucleotides long. The record is from the annotation of a GenBank genome assembly. Lineage: Eukaryota; Metazoa; Chordata; Actinopteri; Atheriniformes; Atherinopsidae.